Molecule: messenger RNA, 1335 nt
Organism: Acaulospora colombiana
Lineage: Eukaryota; Fungi; Glomeromycota; Glomeromycetes; Diversisporales; Acaulosporaceae
Source: the annotation of a GenBank genome assembly
AUGUUGAUGGAUGACAAGAAGACCCUUGCCUCCUGUGCUUUGGUUAAUCGCACUUUCAACCUUCACACCAUUCCCAUCUUAUAUCGUUCGGUCUCCCUCACUACUCCUCUCACCUUCACCCGAUUUGCCAAUGCGACUUAUUGCGUCACCGAACGCUCUUCCCGGAUUCGUCAUUUGGAUCUUUCCGGUUUCUCCACUUGCGGUCUCCAGAAGAGUUCAGCCACCACUCAAAAUGUUGUUACCCCCGAAAUCCUUGUCAACAUCUUGAUGGCGACUCCCGGACUGGAGGCUUUCUCGGUGUCGGAGACUUUGGAAUCGGCCAUCACCGUGGAGGUGUUGAAGACCCUCUUGUUCAACUGCAGGAAAAUUAAAGCUUUGGAUUUCUGUGGAUGUUCUGGAAAGCAAUUUGGUAUCGCAAUGUCCGAGCUCGCUGAAUUCAUGGGUCGCGUAAAGAUCAGUCUGCAAUUCGAUGAGGACGGCGACGACGGGGAAGAGGUCAGGUACUCCUUCCAAAAGAUAGCUCAACCGGUUUUACCCCAGCUGCAACGCCUCUCCUUACACGAAUGCCCGGUGAUCUCGGAACACACCGCAAUUAUCACAAUGCUCGCUCACGCUCCAAAUCUCACUCACCUGGAUUUGGGUGGUUGUUCGGUUAGCGAUAUGACCCUUAAAUUCCUAACCACCGAGACCAAUGUCAAGCACACAUUGAAGCAUCUACUGCUGGCCAAGUGCAAAAACAUUUCCUCUGAAGCGAUAUCAAAUUUCGUAUCUCAAUGCCAUCAGUUGGAAACCCUUAAUAUCUAUGGCGAGAGGGACAUCGUCACCGCCAUCGGUGAAUACGAUCUUAUCACCAUACUCAACUCCCCGUGUGCGAAACGAUUGCAAACCCUCGACAUCGGUUCUUCCCAAGUGACCCCGCGCGUCUUGCUCGCGAUUCAACAAAAUUGUUCGACUUCCCUUCGAAACCUUGGAAUUUCAAAAGCUCAGAUCACCUCGAUAUCUCACCUGAGCGAUUUCCUAAUGACGAUGACCCAUUUGCGAUACAUCGAUCUCACCUCCAUCCCUUGCUUCAACGCUUUCAACACUUACGGGUUCAUCACCAAUCUAGGCAAGGAACACCAAUUACACACUAUCGAGAUGAGCGAAUCAUUGCUAAAAAAGCUGACGACUGCGAAUGAUUGGAAGAUUGACGAAAACUACGGUAGAAGACGGUACUAUUUCAGGUCGACGCACGAGCCCCGACCGGACCAUGUGCACUCAAGAAAAUUGGAUGUCACUGAUUGUGGCCCAGAACGGAUGAGCAAGAUCUUUCAAUAUUACAGUUUUGGAAAGUAA